UGUUCUUGUUGAGGACCCCGAGUCUGUAUGCAACACAAAUCUGAUUGGACUAUCAACAACAACAACCACUUCAUAGCUUCAAGAUGGCCGUCCAGUCUCAUCCACCGAUCACGAUCUUGAACCUCAACAGGAACUCAAACGAACACCACUAUGGGGCAGAAGCAGUGACCCAGAAGCAGUAUCUCAGGAAGACCAACAGGGGGAAAGUACAGAAACUGUGCAGAGAACACUACCUUCGAAACGAUAUUCCCUGUGGCUCGAGUUACUGUUCGGACUGCCAACGGAUACUAUCGACCAUCCAAUUGGGCCAUGGACAGCUUCACCCUCAAGACGGCACAGACCAGGCUGAUCGAAUGGAGAUCGAGGAGUCGAGCGAGAGCACGAAGAAACGGAGGAAGAUACUCCUGCUCAGUGAGAGCGGAAGGACGGGCCAUCGCAAGUACACCAACAAGCACUACCUCGUACUCGAUACCAACGUCGUCCUGCGCCAGAUCGAUUUACUCGAAGCUACCAGCUUUGGCACUGAUCUCAUCGUUCCCCAGACCGUCCUCGACGAGGUCCGACAUCGCUCCCUGCCGAUCUUCAACCGGCUCAAGAGUCUCAUCAACGAGACAGAUUCAACGGGCAGGUUCAUCCGGGGAUGGAUUUUUUGGAACGAGAGCAGAUUCGAUACUCACGUUAGACGCGAGCCGGAGGAGUCGAUCAACGACCGCAACGACCGAGCUAUCCGGGAGGUCUGCACCUGGUACAAGGCUCAUCUUGGAUCCCACAAGAUCGAUGUCGUCCUCCUCACCGACGAUCGGGCGAAUUUCGACAAAGCUACUCAGCAGAAAAUCCAGGCCUCGACCACCAAGGAGUAUGUGGAGCAUAUGGCACAGGAAUCUGCCCAACUCCUCCUCGAUCUGGUUGCCAGUACUGGAUCAGCAUUCGAAUCAGAUGACCCCAAUAACGCCCAAAAGGAGAAAAUUAAAUCCAACUUCUAUCAGGAGUACCUGCCAUUAGGUCAAAUCCAGAGUGGGAUCCAAUCUGGGCAUCUUUUCCAGGGCACCUUCCGACCUAACCCAUACAACUAUCUCGAGGGCUCCAUCUUUCAUGAUAAUUUUGAGAAACCAGUGCUCCUUAUCGGGCGAGAAUCAAUGAACAGAGCCAUCGAUGGUGAUGUGGUGGCAGUCGAGCUCCUACCACGAGAAGAAUGGAAGUCCUCUACUGACGAUGUGGUAGUCGAACAGGAUGUGGUGGGCGCGGCAGAGGAUCCGGACCCAGAAUCGGCAGGCUCAUCUUUAGAAGAAGAAACAGAACAAAAGGAAUCGAGGACGAUCUCGAAGACGAGCAAGAAGACGGGCGCGGGAACUACUAGCCAGCCGACGGGAAGAGUGGUGGGGGUAAUCACACGAAAUUGGAGGCCGUACGUCUGUCACAUCGACCGAGCCUCGAUCCCAAUCUCAGCACUCCAAUCGAGUCUCUCGGCCCAUGCGGUCUUCGCCAUGCCCCUCUCGCGCUCGGUGCCCAAGAUCCGGAUCCGGACAAGACAAGCCUCCACACUGGCCAACCAGAAGAUCCUCGUCUCCAUCGACCGCUGGGAGCCUAGCUCGAGGUACCCCGAAGGCCACUUUGUGAGAGCCCUUGGUAUCGUCGAGUCCAAGGACACCGAACAGGAGAGUCUCUUGCUCGAACAUGAUAUCCCAUAUCGUCCAUUUGGAAAGGCCAUCUUGGAUUGUCUACCCCCCGCUGGCGACAAAUGGAUCGUACCCGAGAAAAACUCUAGUGCCUUGUGGAAUGAUCGCGAGGAUUUCAGGGAGCUGAUGAUCUGUAGUAUCGACCCCCCUGGGUGUCAGGACAUUGAUGAUGCUUUACACGCAAGGAGAUUAGCCAAUGGCAAUAUUGAGGUCGGCGUUCAUAUUGCCGAUGUAUCUCAUUUUGUUUUACCUGAUACGCCGAUGGAUGUGGAAGCAGCUUCAAGAGGCACGACGGUAUACUUGGUCGAUAAACGGAUCGACAUGCUUCCGUCACUCCUAGGGACCAACCUAUGUUCACUGAAGCCGGAGGUUGAGCGAUUAGCCUUUUCGGUGAUCUGGGAGUUGCGGGAGGAGGACAGCAAGAUCGAGGCAGUUCGGUUCACGAAAUCGGUGAUCAAAUCCAAAGCGGCGUUCACCUAUGAGGCUGCACAGAUCCGGAAAGAUGACAGUAGCUUGAAGGACGAGAUCUCAGAGUCGAUCCGGCUUCUCAACAAGUUGGCCAUCCAGCUCAAGAAGUCACGGAUGGACAAUGGCGCCCUCAACCUGGCCUCCCCUGAAAUUAAGAUCCAUAUGAGCUCCUCCGAGUCCAGCGAUCCGGUAGAUGUCGAGCAAAAGGAAUCCAGGGAAACUAAUAGCUUGGUCGAGGAGUUCAUGUUGCUCGCUAACAUUAGCGUUGCCAGGCGGAUCUAUGAAUCGUUUCCCCAGACCGCCGUCUUGAGGCGUCACAAUCCGCCGCCGAAGACUAACUUUGAAGUCUUACAAGAUGUCCUUCUCAAGAGACGUGGCUUGGAACUUGACGUGUCAAGCUCAGCUAGCUUGGCCAGUUCCUUAGAUAAAUGUAUCGAUCCGGACGUUCCUGCUUUUAAUACUCUCGUUCGAAUCAUGGCCACCCGUUGUAUGUUGCCUGCGGAAUACUUCGGCUCAGGCUCGGUCUCUAAAGAUACUUUUGGUCAUUACGGUUUGGCUAGUGAGAUUUACACCCACUUUACAAGUCCAAUUCGACGAUAUGCGGACGUGCUAGUCCAUCGACAGCUCCAAGCAGCUAUCACUGAAGCCCCGCUACCCACAUCCAUGAACUCGAAGUCCUUUGUAGAAAAGAUCAUGUUGAACCUCAACAAGCGGCACAACUCGGCCCAGAAAGCUGGGCGUGCGAGUGUCGAAUUCUACGUCGCCAUUGCGAUCAAAGCCAAACAACAGCAACAAUCUUCUUCUACCGUCCCUCGAACAAUUUCGGAUGGGGACCGCCCUCCAACUGCUUUUGUCUCUGCCGAAGCUUUCGUCAUUCGGACGUUUAGAAACGGCCUCGCGGUUUUCGUCUCUGAGUACGGCUUAGAAGGCUUGAUCAAGUUCAAGGAGGACCAAGAGUACGACGGGGAGCGAUACGAGAUCGGAGUAAGACGCGGAUCGAAGGCGGCGUCUUCAGCCAAGCAGGGCCAGGAGGGCGACCUCGGAGUGGUCAAGAUCGGCAUCUUCGAUAAGGUCUUCGUCGGCAUCUCCACCGAACAGGAUCGCUCAACUCAACGCGGUAGAGUCAAAAUGGUGCUCUUGAAGCCCGUCGAUUCUUCCGAUCUAUAGGCUGCUUCAUUGUCUCCUCUCUUAUUCUUAUUCUCGUUAUUCCCUUUUUUGCUUAUUGUUUGCUGUCUUACUAUCUUAUCAAUAUAAGAAAAACAUCCUGACUUCUUUCUCUCUGUUCAUCUCCCAGUUACCUCAUCUUUUUGUUUCUUUCCCUCAUAUUUCAAUUUUUAAAUACUUAUUUGUGAAAUGAUGAGCGUUUUCUUUUGAAGUAUAACUACUAUCAAGUACAUAAAAUUUCUUUUCUCUCGCUUCUCUACGCCCCAGAUGGGCUAUUUAUUUCCCCCAAAAAUUAUUAAGAACUUGUGUGACAAGACUUUUUCUGCUGGGUCUUCUAUUGAGUUUGGUUUUUUGAUGUGUUUUUAAGCAAGUGAAGUGAAUCAACUCAGUA
Messenger RNA from Puccinia graminis f. sp. tritici CRL 75-36-700-3, 3699 nucleotides. RefSeq lists its product as uncharacterized. Gene Ontology annotation, molecular function: endonuclease activity; 3'-5'-RNA exonuclease activity; RNA binding. Bases 84 to 3311 code for a protein of 1075 amino acids. The record is from RefSeq and is a predicted model, not a curated record. Gene Ontology annotation, biological process: rRNA catabolic process. Gene Ontology annotation, cellular component: nuclear exosome (RNase complex); cytoplasmic exosome (RNase complex). The transcript is spliced from 6 exons. NCBI's taxonomy places the organism in Eukaryota, Fungi, Basidiomycota, Pucciniomycetes, Pucciniales, Pucciniaceae.